Messenger RNA from Erpetoichthys calabaricus (reedfish), 2528 nucleotides. RefSeq names its product golgi associated, gamma adaptin ear containing, ARF binding protein 3a (gene gga3a). The record is from RefSeq and is a predicted model, not a curated record. Gene Ontology annotation, molecular function: ubiquitin binding; small GTPase binding; phosphatidylinositol binding. Gene Ontology annotation, biological process: vesicle-mediated transport; intracellular protein transport. NCBI's taxonomy places the organism in Eukaryota, Metazoa, Chordata, Cladistia, Polypteriformes, Polypteridae. Gene Ontology annotation, cellular component: trans-Golgi network. The coding region runs from base 57 to 2180 and encodes 707 amino acids. The transcript has 18 exons.
UCUCGGAGCACCGUGGGUUUGUUUCUCCUCUCGCGAGAUUAGUUCGAGCGCCCAACAUGGCGGAUCCGGAAGGAGAAACGCUGGAGUGCUGGCUUAAUAAAGCCACAAACCCUUCCAACAGAGUGGAGGACUGGGAGUACAUUAUUGGAUUUUGUGAUCAAAUCAAUAAAGAACUGGAAGGUCCGCAGAUUGCUGUUAGAUUAUUGGCUCAUAAGAUCCAGUCUCCGCAGGAAUGGGAGGCCCUGCAGGCCUUGUCAGUUUUAGAAGCUUGUAUGAAGAACUGUGGAAGAAGAUUUCAUAAUGAAGUUGGAAAAUUUAGAUUUUUAAAUGAGUUAAUUAAAGUUGUUUCUCCUAAGUACCUGGGUGACAGAGUGUCUGAGAAGGUUAAGAGGAAGGUGAUUGAAAUGCUGUACAGCUGGGCUGUGGCACUUCCAGAUGAAGCAAAGAUAAAUGAGGCCUACCAGAUGUUAAAGAAGCAAGGUAUUGUGUCUGUAGAUCCUGAGAUUCCAGUAGAUAAGACUCUCAUUCCAUCUCCUCCUACCCGGCCAAAAAAUCCUGUAUUUGAGGAUGAAGAGAAGAGUAAGAGGCUGGCUGAGCUGCUGAAAAGUAAAAACCCUGAAGAUCUCCAGGAAGCCAAUAGACUCAUAAAGAACAUGGUUAAAGAGGAUGAAGCCCGCAUGCAAAAGGUCACAAAACGUGUGAAUACAUUAGAGGAGGUGAAAAAUAAUGUGAAACUUCUGAAUGAAAUGUUGAUCCAUUUUAACAAAGAUGAAUCGUCUGAUGCUGACAAGGAACUUAUGAAGGAGUUGUAUGAUCGUUCAGACAAGAUGAGACGUACUGUUUUCAAGCUUGCCACUGAAACAGAAGAUAAUGACAGCAGUUUAGGUGAUAUUCUGCAAGCAAGUGAUGACCUAUCUAGAGUGAUAAAUUCUUAUAAAAGAAUUGUCGAGGGGCAGACAGUAAAUGGAGAACUUGAUAUUCCAGCAUCAGAACAAAAUGAAGGCUGCAAGAACAAUGACCAUUCAGAAGCACUCAUUGACCUGGUUGGCCUUGAAAUUGUUAGCCCAGCUGUGGCUGAACCUGCACCAGUACCAGAUAAUCCACUGGUUUUACCAGCUAUACCAGUCUUGCCACCCCCACCCUUACCAUGUUCCUCGGCUACAUCCCAGAGUCGCUCCUCAAGCCAAACAGAACAUUUCUCAAGACAGCCCUCUACAGCCUUGUCUUUACUAGAUGAAGAACUGUUGUCUCUAGGUUUAAAUGAUCCAUUACCCAUAGUAAAUAAUGGAAGUGAAGAAAAUGCCCAUAACAGCCAGUGGGCAGUGCUACAGGUAUCUUUUGAUAAGACAUCAGACAACAAUUUAGACUUCCUCAGCCAAGCUUUGCCAAAGGCAGCACCCUCAUCAAGUUCAGCUUCAUGGACAGCUUGUGGAAGUUAUGCAUCUGUUGCCAGCAUGCCAGCACCAGUUCAGGAAAUUGGACAAUCGACACCAGCCUUAGACAGUGCUGUCGGAAGAGUUCAACAAGGGGACUCCAAAGGAAUCUCUGACCAGCUAGAUCCAGCGUCUUUGUUCAAUGACAUCCAUGGUACAAUCUCUGGCUCCAGUGCUGUAGCGGCACCUCUCAUUUUCCACGAUGUAAGAAAGACGGUGGCUUCUUCCUCCACCCCUGGAAGUCCACUUUUCCAGUAUCCCUCACCCGUUCACCUGUCGUCACAAGGAAGUCCUGCCAAGAUGGCUGAAGUUUCACUGGCCAAUGUCCAUGUUCCUCUGGAGUCUAUAACUCCCAGCAAAGUUCUUCCUGUGACUGCCUAUGACAAAAAUGGCGUGCGAGUUUUGUUCCACUUUGCCAAAGAUUGCCCGCCAGGCAGACCUGAUGUGCUGGUAAUCGUCGUCUCCAUGCUCAACACUGCCCCUCUACCAGUUAGAAAUGUUGUCCUGCAAGCGGCUGUGCCCAAGUCCAUGAAAGUCAAAUUGCAGCCUCCUUCUGGGACAGAAUUGGCAUCCUUCAACCCAGUUCUCCCACCAGCGGCCAUUACACAAAUUAUGCUCCUGGCUAAUCCAACUAAGGAACGAGUUCGGUUGCGCUACAAGCUGACCUUUAUGCUCGGGGAGCAGCAAUGUGACGAAGUAGGGGAGGUGGACAAGUUCCCAUCAGCAGAGAACUGGGGGAGUCUAUAGCAGCAUCAAUGGACCCCCAUGUGACUGAGCCAGGAGCCCCUCCAUAAUGAAUGUUUCAUUUAAUAGGCAAUGAAGAACGUAUUUCGGAAAAGUUUAACAGACACCAAGAACAGGUCAGGAAAUUUAACAUUCAAACAAGACGAAAAGCGUCCUUAGAGGCCACUGGACAGUAACUGGGUUGCCCCGGACCACCAGCCAUUUUUUUUUUACUGGUUAAAUUGAUUUUUUUUUUUCUUGUGUUAUGGUUUUGUGCUCACAAAUCCAUCUGUAAAUUAUGGCGACGUGUUUCAGGAGCUUUCUUCUGUCAGCACUGUGACGUGUUUAAUAAAACUUGAAUUCUGCUCUGUA